Messenger RNA from Rotaria socialis, 2892 nucleotides. The record is from the annotation of a GenBank genome assembly. Lineage: Eukaryota; Metazoa; Rotifera; Eurotatoria; Philodinida; Philodinidae.
AUGGCUACAUAUUUCAAAACUCCAUUUACUGUUGGUGGUGUUGAACAUCAUUACAUUGAAGUUAAAGUACCAAAAGUCGAUUCAUCAUCUGGUAAAAAUAUAAUCUGUUGCGUCGAUGUGUCAGGCUCAAUGAGUGGCAGUCCCAUUCGUAAUGUUUGUGCAGUUUUAAAAGAUAUUUAUCAACGUACAAAAGUUGAAUAUCCACUGUUCACUUAUAAUACAAGGGCAGACACGACAAAAACAAUAAAAUCUGUUGAGAACACAGAUUUAGAUGCAAAUGGUGGUACUAGUUUCAGUUCAAUUUUUACUGCUAUUCAAAAUCAUUUAGUUAAUAAUCAAAAAUCAACCACAUUUAUUUUUAUGACUGAUGGUCAAGAUACUGAUUCACAAGAUGCAUUGAAAAGAGCUAUUCAAAUGUUAAAAUUAUCAAUCAGUGGACUAUCAAAAACAAUUACUAUUAUAUUUCAUGUCAUUGGCUUUGGUGAAGUGAAUAAUAAUUUUUUGGAUCAAGUUCGAAAAUUUGGCACGAAAGAAGGUUUAUUUCGAUAUUCAACUCAAUCAGCAGAAUUGCAAAGUAAUUUCAAUGAUAUGUUUGAAUAUGCAAUGUCGGCUAGAGAAUUUACAAUAGUUAUUAAUGGACAAUCGUAUACAUCAAGUAGUAAUGAAGAAACAGUGGGCUUUUUAAUCGACAAUAUGACGAUUGAUAAUACGAGAAUUCAAGAAAUUAUAUUUAAAUCGCCGGAUGGCGAAUCAAAAUUACCAUUACAAGUUAUGCAACCUAUUCGUCCAAUUCAUGUUGUACGUGCAUUAACUUUAGUUUCUCCAGAUGACGAAGAAUCCGUUCACCAAAUUCGUACAUAUUUAAAUUCAAUUAUUCCAACAGCAAGUGCUGAUCUUAUGGAAAAAUUAGAAUUAGAACAAAUUAAAAAAGAAAUUGACGAACGAAUGAUGGAAUAUACAAAAUUAUUUACACAAAUUAAAAUAGGACAAGUUCCAGAACAAGUCAAAUUAAAGUUGAGUGCAUUAAGACAUGAUGCUACAUUUGCUAAUGCACAGCGACGUAAAAAAUUAGAUUUACGUAUCAAUAAAAAUGUCGAUUAUUUUCGGAAAACAGAUAUUAGUGGAAUAUUAGAGGGUUAUAGAAAAAAUAUUGAUCAAGAAGGUUGGAAUAAAAUAAAAGAACAGAAAUCUGACUGGGUUUGUACAUAUUCUAGUGAUGAUAUAUAUGAAAUGAUGAGAAAAACUUCGGAUAAUAUUAUGUGCUUAGGAAUAUUAAUCGAACGUAAUGAACAAGCCAUUACAUCACCAACAAAAGGAUUAAAAUUGAUUAGUGUAUCAAACACCUUGAUUUCAUAUGAUUCAUUUAUUGCUGCAAUGACUUUGACGAAAAAUUCACAACAGCAAUUACAACAACAACAACAAGCGGAUGAUAGUAAUUAUGGAUUGUUUGCUGGAAUUAAUGAUACCUAUUGUGUUGUUGGUCAAUUACAUGAAAAAAUCAAUGCCGUAAUACCACUGUAUAUUAAUUAUGAACAUAUGAAACGUAUACGUAUUUUAGAAGGCAUUUGGUUAGGAUAUAUGUUUACUUUAGAUUCAUAUGGUUAUGAUAAAGAACAAGAAAUUGGUUUACUUAAACUACUAUAUGACAUCAUGAUGUUACGUACUGGUACAACAAAAAAUAAAAACUUGAUAACUGAAUUCGAAAAAGUCUGCCAUUUUAUUGUGACUGAAUCCAUCGGUUUUAAAAGUGCCUAUGGUGAAAAAACCUAUGAAAAUUUUAUUAACAGUAUUCAUGGACGACAAAAUGGAACAUAUGAUUCAAGUAUUCCAUUGAUUAUUGGACAUUUGAUAGGUGAUUUAAAGACUAUUCUAAUACCAGUCUAUUAUGAAUAUCUCCGCCGAUAUUUACGCCAAAAUUUGCCCACCGAUAAAACUAAUAUUAUCGAACGAUUAUUAUAUGGUGAUGAAAGUCAAAGAGUUAAAACGGUUGCAAGUAGUCAAGACACAAUUGGUAUUGAUAUAAAUCAGCAAGAUCCUGAUUUUGUUGAAAAAAGUUUCGUUCAAUAUUUUCAUGAUGAAAUGUGUAAGCCAAUCGAAUUGAUUCCAGAAACAGCCACAGGUAAAGAUCGAAAAUUAAUCACUCAUGAAGCUGAAGUUGAAUAUAUUAAAAAUAUUUUGAAAACUAUUGAUAAUGAAAAUAGUUUCGGUGUGCCCGUUGUUAUUAAAAAUAUGUUGAAAUAUUGUGAUAUGAAUGAAAAUUAUGUUGAAAAUAUUAUCGAUUAUGAUGAUUUACGAAAAGAAUUAUUAAUGAUUUUAUAUUUCGAUCAUACUGUACCAACAAAUGUAACAAAAUCAAAUGUGUUGACUGUCAUAGAUGAAAGGAUUCAAGGUAAUCGUGAUAACUCCGUAACAUUUAAUUUUACAUCUGAAACAAUACGUAUCGUUACAUAUAAGAUUUUAAAUGCCAAGACAUUAGAAGGUUUCGGUGGUUUAUUAAGAAAAUAUUGUCCAAAACGUUGUGGUCCAGUUUUUUCUGAAGUUAUAAAAAAUUUAUUAGUUUUACCACAAAAAAAUGAAACAGAUCAAGAUGCGAACGUUGUAACAAAUAAAGAUAAAUUAGUAGCAUUAUUAACAAAUCAAAUUGGACAUUCUCCAUUAUAUAAUAAUGAAAUGGCAAGUUUUUGUUGGCAACCAUUAGCUGAUGUAAAUAUUAGUCUCUUGGCUGAAAUGAUUGGUGAAAAGAAAUUUAAGAAAAUCGAAAAAGAGAACCUCGGUAAAAAUGUCUUACACUGCUAUAGAAUAGUAAAUAAAUCAAAUCGUCAUGGUUAUAGUAAUUAUAAGCCAAAUAUGAAUAAUAUUUAUAGAUUUACUGGUUAUCAUGAUCGAUAUUAA